UAUGAUUUUAGAAAACCAAUACACCCAGGUAUUUAUGUUAGGUUUCCGCAAGGUAGAAUAAAUAUUGUGUUUUUACGCCAUGUUGAAUGGACACAUUUUACGCUGAUUCAAUUCAACAUUCAGAUAUUUACCCUGCCUGACUGACUUUCGUCAAGGAUCAUAAGUUCACCGUUAUGUCAUCUUAAGGAACAACAAUGGCUUCUGGUUCUCAUGAAGAAGAUGUAACAUGUUUUAAAUAUGCUUGCAGUGCUUACCCAAAGUACAAAUAUGCAUCUCAGUAUGUCCGCCCAUUAAUAAUCAAAUGUAAGGGACUUCUCAGAAAAUGUGGAAUCAAGGACGACAGGUUUAUUCCAGAUUUCCAAACUGUGACACUAGCUGUACAAGGUUCAUCUCAUGCUCCUUUUUUGAACCAAUGCAGUCACACAGUAACAGGCGAUGAGUGUUUGUCCUCGUGUCCUUUAUUGGCCUACCAAACUGGAAAAACAGAAGAGGGCGAUAGGAAUCCUCUAAUAUAUGUAGCAACAUAUCACAGUGUACGAAUGUCGGACAAACGUGCAAACCUCUUAGGCGACUGCGUGAUCCUCAUAAACAAAAAUCUUGAAUCAGAUGAACAUAAUGGCGUGAUACAUGUUACAACGCAGGACUCCUUUUCGGCAUUAGUUUCCACUUUACUGGAAGAACUCGUGUUUCGUUGGCUCAAAGGGCUAGUGAAAGUGAUGGUCGUCUUAGACACCAUUCGUCUUCAAUUCCAGUCGGUUGACAGGAGUGACUUCGAAAGCCAGUUGUUGGUCACACUGACAGAUAUGUUUGAGAACUGUAGCGGUCGCAAUGGUUUUCAAGUAUCUGAAACGCUCCAAGGACUUUUAGGAAUAGGUGGUUUUUCUUCACAUGAUGAAUGCAUGACCGCUCACGCUGGGUUGGUUGAAGCAAACAAACUGCUCAUAAAGGACACGAUUUUUGAAGCAAUUGCGAUGUAUAAGCGCAGAAGACACCAAAAUGAAGAUUGGCUUGAUGCGUGGCCAACAAUUGACUGGUCCCCUGUAAAGAUCACGGAUGAGGUCUGCGAUGCUGUCCGGAAGGUCGAUGGUGCAAUUGAAUGUGGGAUUAGGUAUGGAACAUUCUGCGUUUAUGUUAAAAAUACAACGCAGUCGUCCGACGAGGAGAUCGCAAAACAACUUAUGCCACAACUCAGGCAAAAUGGUAUUCAGGAAUGUACUGUUUUAAGACAAGUACACGAAAAUCCACUGGCAGCUCAGUGUUCUACGGGAAGUAAAAUUCACGCGAUGGGCCAUGGGACACUGGGAGGAUUUGCUAUGAAAAACGAAUCAAUGCUGGCGUUGUUAGCCAAGCAUGUUGUCGGAGAAGAAAACGAUGUGUACAUUGUUGAUGAAAAUGAAUAUCAUCGCAUAGGACCUAUUUUGAAACCAACAGUUGAUCUGAAUUUGCCGGCACCUUUGGAUAUUGCUGCAGCUCUUGUUAUCAUUGAAAUUCCUGAAAAGCGUUUCAAAGACACGGACGGGAGACCUUCAAUUAGCAAGUUAUUUAAUUUUGAUCAAGGGGAUACGAGUUUUUUGGAAUCACUACCAGUAUAUAUUUGGGGAGCGAGUUCGAAGCCAGGCUAUGGAAAAAUUACAACCUGUGACUCGAAGACAGUGAAAGGAAUGAACAACAUUGUAAUUGAAGACAUAACUAUAGAGUAUUACGAAAGCGCCGAUGAGUUUAAGCCAUUUGCUAAACCUGGUGAUAGUGGUUCAAUAAUUUGUUCUGAGAAUCCAGAAGGAAACUGCAUCGACGUGAUUGGAAUGUUAAUGGGGGAAAGAGUUAUUAAAGACCCGAGCAAUCAAAAGAAGCAAUAUCUGGCUUUUCCGUUGCAACACGGCUUAAGACAGCUUGCUAUGGAACAAAAUCAAGCCGAUGGUCAUAUCAGGUUGUAUGAGGACUCUUAAGAUUUUUAUCACAAGAAGAUUGUUAUCAUUUGCAUCGCGCUCUGAGAAAACAAUGGUUUAAUGCAUGUGCGUAAAGUGUCAUCCCAGAUUAGCGUGUGCACUGUGCAGUCUGCACAUGCUAGUCAGGGUUGACACUUUCCGCGUAAACUGGGAUGUCGUCAAGAAGAGUCUUCCUUUAAACGAUAAAUACAAUGAAGCGGAAAAUGUCGUCCCUUGUUAUCUUGAGCAGAGUGCACUAGCUAAGCUGUGAAGAAACUUAACGCAAAUGCAUUUAACCCAGUUUCCAACGAGCGUGGCUCACAAUAAAGCGAAGUCGUGUUUGAAAAUAGUGACUGCCGCUUAUGACAAUAUAAUAAGUAAACAUUGACGACACUGCAUUUAAAUGAUUUGAUCUCCUAACCAAUACACAUCGACGAUGUUGAAGGUUGUAUCCAUAAAAUGGAUAUGGACACGUUAAUACGUUAAACCAAGCAAUUGUUUACAUGAAUGUUCAUAUAUGAAAUAUAGUAAUAUUUUUUAUAUUAACAUGUAUGAAUCGCGUAUAUAUUCUACACGUUUAGAAGAAAAUGAAUGUAAGUAUGAAUUUGAAUAAGAGCUGGUAUAAGUUAUUGCCGUAAUUAACACCAAUUAAAAAAACGGCCAUAUGGUAUAAGGCUGAGCUCGUAAA
This is a messenger RNA of Dreissena polymorpha, 2613 nucleotides long. RefSeq lists its product as uncharacterized. The transcript is spliced from 5 exons. Bases 195 to 1946 code for a protein of 583 amino acids. The record is from RefSeq and is a predicted model, not a curated record. NCBI's taxonomy places the organism in Eukaryota, Metazoa, Mollusca, Bivalvia, Myida, Dreissenidae.